AUGUAUCAUUUGGGCAUGUACAAAGUGUCAACAUUAAAAAUAAAUAAAGUUUGUCGUAUUUGUUUAACAGAAACUAAUGAUCUAAUAUUGCUUUUAAUUAAUCAAGAAAAAACAGAAUAUCCAGGUAUAUUAGAAAAAAUACAAGAGUGUGGUGGAGUUCAGUUAAGCGAAGAAUAUGGAACACCUAUUUUUAUUUGCAACAACUGCAUUGAUAAUACUAAAAUAGCAUAUAAAUUUCGACUUCAGUGUCAGUAUUCCGAGACAAAACUUCGAUUACUACAUGAAAAAUUUAUCCAGCAACGUAUUCAAGUAUCACAUCACCAGCAAAACUUAACAGAAACUUCAAACUCAUCAACAGGAAGCCAAAACUCAUCCAAAUUAAUAAUCGAUGAAGUUAUUUCAACAAGCGAAGAUGGAAAUUGUUUAGAUGUUCCUUUACAAACUGAUGAAGUCAAAAAAGAAAACAAAAAAGUUGAUGAUGGUAGUUCAAUUUCAGAUCAAUUUGAACGUUCUGAUGCUGGAAGUAUAAGUGAGAACAAAUGUGUCAAACGAAAAUACAAUCGUAAAAAAAUUCAAUGCCAACGAUGUUCUGAAAUUUUUAUUAGUCAAGAAACUUUGGCUCAUCAUUUGUUCAAUAAUCAUGGUGAAAAAUAUAAGUGUCUAUGGUGUCCAGAGACUUUUGAUACUUUAAAGUUGAUGAAAAGUCACAAAGUGACCCAUGAUCUUCGAGAUCGUCGUAGACGGCGAAGUUAUAGUCGAUGUAGUAAUGAGUCAGCCAAUGGAGCUACAAUAACUGUUAACAAAAAAAAAUUUCGCUCUCUUCAUGAAGAUAAUUAUGAUCAUCAACUUUGUAUUGACAAUAACAAUGAUGAUAAAAGUAAUUCAUCCACAAAUACUGUAAAUUUUGUCGAGAAUGAAGAUUAUCAAGAGUUUAAUAAAAAGGACAGUAAUGAAGGUGCUUCUAAAAGUAGCCGGACAGCUAAUAAUCAAUCAAUUGGAAGUGAAAAUAGUCAAGUUGUUGAGAAAAAUUAUGGACCGCCCAAAGCAACCACAGGUGACAUAGAAUUAAAUGAUGGAAAAAAUAUAAAAAAAUCUAAAAUUUGCUAUCAUAAAAUACGACUUAAGAAUUUUAUUUUACAUAAAUGUGAAAUAUGUCGUCGUAAAUUUGAAAACAUCAGAAAAUUGAAUCGACACAUACGUAAUCAUAUUUCAAAACAUAUUUGCAAUUUAUGUAAUCAAGCUUUUGUAAGCCAAAGAAAGGUUGAUAAGCAUAAAAAAAAGGAUCAUUGCGCAGAUAAAAUAGAUAUUGACGAGUCAAGAAUUUGUUUUUUCUGCAACAAAGUGUUUGCGUCCAGUCAUCAACGUUUUAAACACGAAAAAAAAGUGCACUGGGAACUGGAAAAAUAAUAAUAAUAUCAAAAUACUUUUAUUUUUCU
Molecule: messenger RNA, 1436 nt
Organism: Cotesia congregata
Lineage: Eukaryota; Metazoa; Arthropoda; Insecta; Hymenoptera; Braconidae
Source: the annotation of a GenBank genome assembly